Messenger RNA from Ictidomys tridecemlineatus (thirteen-lined ground squirrel), 1056 nucleotides. It is a transcript of the gene Pmvk, whose product is annotated as phosphomevalonate kinase. Gene Ontology annotation, molecular function: phosphomevalonate kinase activity. The record is from RefSeq and is a predicted model, not a curated record. NCBI's taxonomy places the organism in Eukaryota, Metazoa, Chordata, Mammalia, Rodentia, Sciuridae. Gene Ontology annotation, cellular component: cytoplasm. Gene Ontology annotation, biological process: isopentenyl diphosphate biosynthetic process, mevalonate pathway; cholesterol biosynthetic process.
GCCACGUCCAUUUCGCGCGGAGUGGCCCGAUUUCAGGGGUACGAUGGGUCCGCGUUAGGGAUAGGAAAGCCGAGUGGCCUCAUGGCCCCGCAGGGAGGCGCCCCCCGACUGGUGCUGCUGUUUAGCGGGAAGAGAAAAUCCGGGAAGGACUUCGUGACCGAGGCGCUGCAGAGCAGACUUGGAGCUGACAUCUGUGCUAUUCUCCGGCUCUCUGGCCCACUCAAGGAGCAGUAUGCUCAGGAGCACAGCCUGGACUUCCAGAGACUUCUGGACGCCAGCACCUACAAGGAGGCUUAUCGGAGCGACAUGAUCCGCUGGGGGGAGGAGAAGCGCCGGGCCGACCCGGGCUUUUUCUGCAGGAAGAUCGUAGAAGGCGUCUCCCAGCCCAUCUGGCUGGUGAGUGACACACGGAGGGUGUCUGACAUCCAGUGGUUCCGGGAGGCCUACGGGGCUGCGAUGCAGACGGUCCGCGUGUUCGCCUCGGAGCAGAGCCGGCAGCAGCGGGGCUGGGUGUUCACGCCAGGGGUGGAUGACGCUGAGUCGGAAUGUGGCCUGGACGACUUUGGGGACUUUGACUGGGUCAUCGAGAACCACGGAGAUGAGCAGCACCUGGAGCAGCAGUUGGCCAACCUGCUGAAAUUCGUCCACUCAAGACUUUAGCUGUCAGGCUCCCGAAGUGAGCUGGGCGUGCUGGGCUGGCACGGGGUUGGCUCUGCAGGACGUGGGGGUCCCCACCCUGACCAAGGUGGGGGAGCAGGCAGGGCCUGUCCAGAUUUCUUGGGGUGAGGGCGGGUGGUUGUCAGGCGAGUUAGAGAACCUUGAGGGAGCUGGCUCUCUGUGGAGAAGGCGCCCGACUUCCCUGCCUCCUCAGGAGGACACUUGGAGGGCGCAGGAGGGAGGAUUCUGUGUGCUUGAAGCAGGAACAUGGCCAUUGCCACGGGAGCCAGGCCUGGUGGCUCUGGUGGCCCCUCCCUGUCUGGAUGUUCUCAGCCCCUUGUUCUGGGCAAGGACCCAGAGCUCCCUGGUGUGCUUACUAAUAAACCUCCUGGGAACACA